Messenger RNA from Helianthus annuus (common sunflower), 459 nucleotides. RefSeq lists its product as uncharacterized. Lineage: Eukaryota; Viridiplantae; Streptophyta; Magnoliopsida; Asterales; Asteraceae. The record is from RefSeq and is a predicted model, not a curated record. The transcript is spliced from 2 exons. The coding region runs from base 1 to 459 and encodes 152 amino acids.
AUGGCUGUUGCGGGUGAGAACAGGUUUGUGCAGAUUCACGAGAUGGAGGAGCUUAGACACGAUGCGUAUGAAAGCUCCAAGUUGUACAUGGAACAUACUAAGACGCUUCAUGAUGCCCGCUUGAAGGACAAGAAAGAAUUCCGAGUGGGUGAUCGUGUGUUGUUAUACAACUCACGUCUCAAGUUAUUUCCUGGUAAGCUCAAAUCUCAGUGGUCAGGUCCCUAUAAUGUACGGUCAGUGUUUCCUUACGAGACCGUGGAGAUAGGCCAUGAGGAUGGCCGGUUGUUUAAAGUCAACGGGCAUAGGCUAAAGGCUUAUGUUGGAGGGCCCGUUGACCAGAGUGAGGAGGUUUCGGUUCGUUCUGGUCGCGAGGGAUGUUAUAGCUUGUUACCAGCUCUCAGGUAUUUUAGUUCGGUUCUUUUUCUUGGUAGGAGAUGCUUCGUGAGUGCCCCGGGUUGA